AUGCCGAAGUCAACUGCUGCAGAGAAGGCCCCGCCGUCGCUGAAGGUUUUACGGGUGAAAUUGAAGGAAAUCCAAACCAGCUUUUCCGACAUUUGGAUGUUUGUCGACGGGUACAGAGAGGAUUCAACUCAGGGUCAAAUUGAGGUUCGAUUGGGUAAAAUUGAUGAGCUGUGGGAAAACUUUUGCGACACUUUAGUUCAGAUCAAAGCGCACGAUGACUUUAAGGAGACCGAUGAUUUAUUUGACAAGGAACGGCAAGAUUUGAGCAACCAGUACUACUUUUGCAAAGCAUUUUUGGUUGAUCGAGCUAGAGAAUUUGCGGUGCCGGAUUCGAUCAAUCACACUGUUCGAAUGAACGAAUCGUCAGGCCAUAGUGGGAUGGAUCAUGUGCGGUUGCCUCAGAUAAAAUUACAAUCUUUUAAUGGUGACAUUGAAGAUUGGCUUGGAUUCCGAGAUCUGUUUACCUCGUUAAUCCAUUGGAAGACAGAUCUUAGCGAAGUUGAAAAAUUUCAUUAUUUGAAGGGUUGUCUUGAAGGGGAGCCAAAAACCCUGAUAGAUUCACUUCAAAUUACGCAGGCCAAUUACACAGUAGCGUGGGAAACAUUGCUCAAACGCUACAACAAUAGCAAGCAGCUAAAGAAACGACAAAUCCAAGCCUUAUUUUCUCUUCCCCAUCUGAACAAGGAGUCGACAGUGGAUCUUCACUUCCUGCUGGAAGGUUUCGAAAAGAACGUUCAAAUCCUCGAUCAAGUUGUGCAGCCAGAGAACUACAAGGAGCUUCUCUUGGUGCAUCUUCUCUCAACACGUUUGGAUCCCGUCACACGUAGGGGGUGGGAGGAAUUAUCAGCUAGCAAGGAGGCGGAUACUCUCGGAGAUUUGACGGAGUUUAUUCGGCGGCGGAUUGCGGUUCUAGAGGCGCUUCCAUCCAAGGCAUUGGAAUUGAAGGGUGGUUAUCAGCAGACAGCGGGACAGAAGCAGAAACCAUACGUUCGGGUCAGCAACAACGCUUCACAGCAGCAGCAACAGCAAACGGGACAUCAGGCUCGGAAUUGUCCAUCGAAAUUCUCCUGCAAGCAGUGUAGUGGUCGUCAUCAUUCGCUGGUGUGCUUCCGCUCUGAAAACAACAGUAACGGCCAGGUUUCAGCAAACGCAUCGAGGAAUGAUUCUCUCUCCGACGAUCAGGAAGCAGAAUCAUCGACACGUGUGGCGAACAUGGCAGCUCCAAUUGGUUCAACAGUGAAUUCAGCUUCGCAAUUUCGAUCUCGUGUUUUACUAGCGACAGCGGUGGUCAUUAUUGAAGACGAUAUGGGUAAUCAGCUUCCGGCAAGGGCGCUGUUGGAUUCCGGAUCUGAGAGUAAUUUUAUGACUCAACGGCUUAGUCAACGGAUAACGGUUUCUCGAAACAAGGUGAAUGUUUCGAUUCUCGGCAUUGGGCAAGUUGCAACGAAGGUGAAGCAGAAGGUCACCGCUGUGGUGAAGUCUCGUACAUCUGAAUAUGCUCGUGAACUUAGUUUCUUGGUUUUACACAAGGUUACGGCAACUCUUCCGACAGCAGAUGUCAACACUGGUGGAUGGAAUAUUCCUCAGGGAAUUUCGCUAGCUGAUCCAGCCUUUUUCCAGUCCAAUAGCGUGGACCUCGUCUUGGGAAUUGAGUGCUUCUUCGAGUUCUUCGAAACUGGUCGAAGAAUAUCGCUUGGAGCAAAUUUGCCAGCACUCAAUGAAUCAGUCUUCGGAUGGAUCGUAUGUGGAGGUGUUUCUCAACCGGAUAGCUCACUAAGAGUCAGCUGCAACGUCUCGGCGAACGAGACACUUGACAUGCUGGUGUCACGGUUUUGGGAAUCCGAGGAGAUUGGAUCAAAGAGGAACUAUUCCCCGGAGGAAAGUCUAUGUGAGGAGAUUUUUGAGCAGACGGUUCAGCGGAAUUCAAGUGGGCGAUACAGUGUUGCUCUGCCAACGAAAAAGAUUGCGGUGUCAAGGCUCGGUGGCUCCAGAGACAUUGCUUAUCGACGGCUCUUGGGUACCGAACGUCGAUUUGCUCGAGAUACAGAACUGAAGCGCCAAUACAUGGAAUUUAUGGAAGAGUAUCAUCAACUUGGUCACAUGCGGAAGGUUCCGGCGGAGGAUAUUGGCAAUUUCAGAAGGUGUUUUCUGCCACAUCAUCCGGUAAUAAAGGAGGCGAGUACGACUACCAAGGUGCGCGUAGUCUUCGAUGCCUCUUGCAAGACAUCUUCGGGAGUUUCGCUCAACGACGGCUUGAUGACCGGGCCGGUUGUACAGGAUGACCUCAGGUCCAUCAUUAUGCGGUGUCGGACGAAGGCUAUUAUGCUGGUGGCAGACGUGGAGAAGAUGUUUCGCCAAAUUGAGAUUCAACCCGAAGACAGACCUCUCCAGUGUGUGUUAUGGCGCAACAAUCCGAACGAGGAAGUAGGUGUUUACGAGCUGAACACGGUGACCUACGGCACGAAGCCGGCACCGUUUUUGGCUACCCGGACUCUGCAACAGCUCACAUCAGAUGAGGCAGCUCGUUUUCCAUUAGCGGCGCAAGCGAUGGCGGAUGACACCUACAUGGACGACGUCAUUACCGGAGUGAACAUCCUCGAAGAAGCUAUUGAGCUCAGGAAGCAGUUGGAGCAGAUAACGGAAAGUGGAGGUUUUCGACUACGCAAGUUUGCCUGUAAUCGGUCGGAGGUUCUUCAGGGUAUUCCGGAAGAUAAUUUAGCGAUUCCUGGGUUCGUGGAUUUGGAUCCAGAUCCCUCUGUCAAAACUUUAGGACUGACUUGGUUGCCUGGUCCGGAUACCUUCAUGUUCCAGUUUAAUUUGCCAAAAAUCGAAGACCUGAAGUUAACGAAACGCAACGUUCUCUCUGUUAUCGCCAUGUUAUUCGACCCCCUAGGGUUGCUGGGAGCCACUAUUACAAUGGCGAAAAUCUAUAUGCAACAAUUGUGGACUCUUCAAAACUCGGAAGGCGAUAGACUUGAUUGGGACGAGCAACUACCUUCCACGGUGGGUGAGCGUUGGCGAAAAUUUCACGAGGAGUUGCACUGGCUGAACACCAUCAGAAUUGAUCGCUGUGUUAUUCUCCCCAACCCGACUGAGCUCGAACUUCAUUGUUUCUCGGACGCUUCUGAGAAGGCGUUUGGAGGUUGCAUCUAUAUUCGUAGCAGAGAUUCUCACGGUCUGGUUUGGACUAGAUUGGUUUCGUCGAAAUCCAAAGUGGCCCCAUUAAAAUGUCAAUCGAUAGCACGUCUCGAACUCUCUGGAGCGUUAUUGAUUGCAGAACAAUAUGAAAAGGUGAAGGAUUCCUUGAAAAUUGCGGCUAAGGCGUUUUUCUGGACCGAUUCGACCUGCGUUUUGCGGUGGUUGCAAGCGAUUCCGACUGUGUGGACGACGUAUGUGGCAAACAGGGUGUCGAAGAUUCAAUCUAUCACUCAGGGAUGCAAGUGGAACCAUGUACCAGGCAUUGAGAACCCGGCGGACUUAAUAUCGAGAGGAGUGUCGCCAGCAAAUAUCGUAGAGAACCAAUUUUGGUGGAAUGGACCAGCCUGGUUGAGUGAAUUAUCGGAUGGUUGGCCUCAAGCGCCAGCUUUUCGUGUUCAAGAAGAAGUAGAUGAGGAACUGCGUCGUACUACUGUUAUCGCUUUUGCCUCUGAAACAGAGGAUUUUGUUCAGAAGAUAGUGUUUGCGGAUGAAUGGAAGAUGUUAACGACAGGGAAAUCGGUGUCUAGGAGCUCGCCGAUGCGGUGGUAUAACCCAUUUUUAUCAACGGAAGGAGUUAUUCGACUUGGUGGAAGACUGAGGAAUUCUGAUGAGCCUAAUGACGCCAAAUAUCCGGUUGCACUUCCUGCUAAGCAUCAACUUUCGACGUUGCUUAUCAGGGCCAAGCCAUCUCCAGUCCAACAGUUCAUGGGCGAUUUACCUGCUUCUAGAGUGACCAUCGCCCCAGCCUUCCGACGAAGUGGUGUGGAUUAUUUUGGUCCUGUUUAUGUCAGACCUUCACCCAGACGCCCAGCAGUCAAGGCCUACGUUUGUGUCUUCAUCUGUCUAUGCACAAAGGCGGUUCACCUGGAACUGGUCUCAGAUUUGACCACUGACCGGUUCAUUCAAGCGCUGCGCAGAUUCGUUGGUCGCAGAGGAAAAUGCGCAGAAAUACUUUCCGACAACGGGACCAAUUUCGUUGGCGCCCGUAACAAGAUGAGAGAACUUUUAAAACUUCUGAAUGAUCGUUCCCAUCGUGAUCAAGUGGCCAGAGAAUGCGCAAACUCCGGAAUACAGUGGAGGUUUAGUCCGCCCAGCGCCCCUCAUUUCGGUGGUCUCUGGGAGGAUGCAGUACGAUCAGCAAAGAAUCACUUGCUUAGAGUGCUCGGAGAAGAGCCAGUUUCGCCCGAAGAUUUCAACACCUUAUUGGUUCAGGUCGAAGCGUGUCUAAACUCCCGACCGUUGACACCCUGUUCAGACGACCCUAACGACUUGGAGCCCCUAACGCCUGCUCAUUUCAUCAUUGGUAGCUCACUCCAAGAAAUACCAGACGAGGACGUUUCGAAUGUGCCCUUCAAUCGACUUGGUAAAUGUCAGCAGGUCCAAAAACGGUUCCAGCUAUUUUGGAAGCGAUGGCGGAGGGAGUAUUUGUGCCAGCUGCAAGCUAGGACCAAGCGAUGGAAGUCCCCAGUUAGCAUCACCGAAGGAACCCUAGUUGUAUUGAAGGACGAGAACCUCCCACCUCUACGUUGGAAAAUGGCUCGUGUUCAACAGACAUACCCUGGCAGUGACGGAGUGGUACGAGUCGUAAAGCUGAAAACCGCACAAGGAUGCAUCGAUCGCCCUGUUGAGAAAAUCUGCAUCCUUCCCAUCGAACCCAGAGAACCCUUAACUGAUCUCGCUCAAGCCGGUGUUUUCAACUCGACCGGACUAGCGAGCAACGAACCGAGAUCUAAAAAUAGCCUGCACCAACUAGAUUUUUUCUACCCGGAAUCACCAAGCCAUCGAUCCAAACAAUACCCCAUCGAGGCCACCAGCAAUCAGUCGACGAUCAUCAGCCGGUAUUGUUCCGAGGGAAUCAUCACCAUCUGCUAUUGUUUCGCUUUCACUUUCGUCAGAGGCCGGUUGGAGGAUGUAGGAGGAAACAGUGAGAUUGCGGAACCAUUUUCCCUGGCAAAUGCGGAUGUGCCGCUCUCCUCUGCCCUGAUGAACGCUGCACGUUUCGCUGUAGGGCUUUCGGAAAUUUCGAAGGUUGUCGAAGGCCAAUGUUCACAGCAUCAACAACGACAAAAAGAAAUGUUCCUAUCAAGAAAACAACAGAAGCAGUCACGAAAACAAUCCCCCGUAAAAAAUUCAUCAAAAGCAAGAGCCACUACUGAUAAAGAGCUACUGGCUGCCGCAAAAGUCGCUUUUAAUAGAAAAUCAACUCCGAAAGCGAAGAUCCCGACCUUCAUCAACUUCCAACGGGGAGAAACAUUGAACCCCGGUCCUAGUUCUGCUUCACCAAAUGUGCUAAGGCAUCGAAAAAGGCCUUCAAAUAUUCCUGCGCCACCCCCGGUCUCUCCACACCUUCCGAACUCAUCAACAUACCAGAACAGUAACACGAUGACGACAGUGCCACCUGCUCAUCCAUACGCUACCUUCAAUCAGCCAUUCAACGCACCUCUAGUUGCACCGUGCUGUCACCACGACCCAUCGGCAUUAUAUUUCAACCCGGUAAUGUAUAACAACCCAUAUUUUCUGCCGAACCGACGCGUGCCUAUGUAA
Molecule: messenger RNA, 5742 nt
Organism: Uranotaenia lowii
Lineage: Eukaryota; Metazoa; Arthropoda; Insecta; Diptera; Culicidae
Exons: 7
Coding region: 1-5742 (1913 amino acids)
Biological process (GO): DNA integration
Molecular function (GO): nucleic acid binding
Source: RefSeq, a predicted model, not a curated record